UAUAUGAAUGAGUUAGACUAGUAGGAUACCUCUCAUUCUCUCCUUCCUUCCGAGCCAGCUCUUGUUGUUGAUUCAUCUUACGGAUCGUCUUUCUUAUUACUAUUUACUCUUGGAUUUUGUAUUUAUCUCUUCACUUGUUUUCCUUUUCGAACACAAGCACUCAAUUCUCUCUCUCUCUCUUCUCCAAAUCCACAUAUCUUCAUCUGCCUGAUUUCUUUUUCCGCAUAGUUGAUUUAAUUAUUUAGUCUUGACGUAGAGGGUGCAAUGUCAGCAGAUUUUAACGUGAUAUGUGGAUUGUAUGAGGCUGAAGCAGCUAGUCAGAAGGAUACCAGUGUUGAUUGUAAUGGUGACAAGAAUGAUGAUGGUCCUGUCAAUGCGGGAGCUGAUCAGGUUGGGGAAUUGAAGGGUGAUGGGGUGGAAUCUGAGUCCAAAACCGGUGUCCGUGACGAUCAAGAAAAUAUUCAGUCUGCGGAGGAGGAGAGGGAAGAAAAGCCGGUGGAAAUCUUGGAAGAUCCAGAUGUAGAAGGGAACAAACAGGAGUUAAUUAAUCACGAUGAACUCUCAAAUGCAGUGGCAGAAGCUCAGGAAUACCAAUCCACUAGUGUGGAUGUUGCUGAGUCUGAGCAAAAUCGAUCAAGUAAUGAUGAGGAGGAAAGCAACUUUAAUUUGUCCAUUGACGUAAAAGGACAUGAAGAUUCUCAGGCCGUAGUUAUCGAUGGUGUUCAUAAUUAUUUGGGUUUGCAUUUGGAUCAGCAGAGUGACCCGGUGGAAUUGAACAAAACUGAUGAUGUUGCGGAAUCCGAGCCCAAUCAGUAUAGGAAUGAUGAUAAGAAGAUUGAGGAAAGCAAAUUAGGUUCGAAAGAUUCUCAGACUGAAGUUAGCAAGGGUCUUCAUAAUAGUUUGGACUUGUAUCGGGAGAAUAAACCCAAGGAAUUGACGAAUGGUGAUGAUUUUACUGAAUCCAAACCAAAACCAUCUAGCAAUGAUGGGGAGAAAGUAGGGUUAGAGGAGAAAAGCAAAUUGGACUCAGCCAUCCAAUUAGACGAAGACAAAUUAUCUCAGCCUGUUGUUAUCAAUGGUGUUCAUAAUAAUUUGGAUUUGAACCAGGAGAAGGAACCGUCUGAAUUGAUCAAUGAUGUUCCCCUGAAAGAUUCUGGUGAGGCGUCUGGGGAUUCUCUCGAGCAGAACUCGGAAACAGCCCCAGUUGUGGCUGAUGAAAUACUGGAAGCAGAAUCUGAUGAAGGUCUUUUAUCCGAUGGAAAUAGAGAAGGUUUAUCUGCUGGUCAUGCUCAAGAUACUGUUGCAGAAACUCAGGUUGUUGAUAGCCUGGUUGAUGCCAAACAAAAUUUGUCUGAGAGCUCUUCCGAAAAUGUUGAACUCGGAGCAACUUCUGAUGCUGAAACUGGUAAGAGUUUUCCAAUUGCUAGUGAUAAUGGUACAUCAGGAGACGCAACAAAUCACAUCCUCAAGGAUGCUGUGCAAUCAGAGGUGCUGGCUGCCAAUGGCCUUGAUAUUCAUGAAGAAGACUUGCUUGUCAACCUGGAAAGUGCUUCACAAACUGUUCUUGUAAAUGACCUUGUUCAUGCCAGUCAAAUGACAUCUGAGCAUAGUCAUACCUUGGAAAUCAGCAUGGAAGUGUCCUCCGAUAAUGUUGCAUCUGUUAAAAGUUGUGAAAGUUUCCCAAUUUCUCCUAGCAAUGAUGAUAUGGUGGCAGAACUAGCUGUCGGAAUUAAUGAUUCUCUAUCAGUGGAAGAUACAAAGCUAUGUGAUAUUGCGAGAACAGAGACGGAGGUUGAUAGCUUACAUGCUGAUGAUAGUGGAAUUACUGAAGUUGAUGCAAAAGUAGAAGCUGGAGAUGAUAAUUGCCCUGCUUAUGAUGUGAAGCCAGAUAUUGGGACUGUUUCCCCUUCCAUUGAACCAGAAGAGAAAGUAUCUUCAAGCAGCCCUGCUAAUGAUGUGAAGCCAGAUAUUGGGACUGUUUCCCAUUCCAUUGAACCUGAAGAGAAAGUAUCUUCAAGCAGCCCUGCUAAUGAUGUGAAGCCAGAUAUUGGGACUGUUUCCCCUUCCAUUGGAUCUGAAGAGAAAUUAUCUUCAAGCAGCCCUGCUAAUGAUGUGAAGCCAGAUAUUGGGACUGUUUCCCCUUCCAUUGAACCUGAAGAGAAAGUAUCUUUAAGCAGCCCUGCUAAUGAUGUGGAGCCAGAUAUUGGGACUGUUUCUCAUUCCAUUCAACCUGAAGAGAAAAUAGAUAUUGUUGCUGCUGAGGUGGGGAAAGGAGCUUUGAAAGUAGAUGUUGCUGAGGUGAGGAAAGGAGCUUUGAAAGUAGAUGUUGUUGCUGAGGUGAGGAAAGGAGCUUUCGAUGUCACCAAGUUUCCAAGAUAUGAUGAAAAUAACAAAGAAGAGGUAAAACAUGAUAAAUUUAAAGUUGAGAAGAGUAGUAAAAGUCGGGAUGCUAUUCAACCUCAAAUCCAAAUGAAAAAGUUUGGGGACCAAAAGAAUCAGACCGCUAAAACUAAAGGGCAUGCAAAACCUGCUGCUUUGGAGAAUGGUUCACUAACUGUUGGUGGAAAGUAUUGGAUUGAAGAGCCAAGACAAGAUGAGAAUAAGCUGAUUAAGGCGGAAGAAGAGUUGGCUAGGAAGGCAAGACAAGAUGAGAAUAAGCGGAUUAAGGCGGAAGAUAAGUUGGCUAGGAAGGCAGAGGAAUUGAGAAAGGAAAAGGAAGCAGCCAUGUUAAAGGAGCAACGGAGAUUGGAGGAGAAUGCCAAAGCUAAAGAGGCAAUGGAGAGGAAGAAACGAAUGGCAGACAGGGCUCAAGCCAGGGCUGCACUCAGAGAACAGAGGGAAGCUGAGCAGAAAGAGAAGGAAAGGGAGAAGAAGGCAAGGAAGAAGGAAAGGAAGAAGGCAGCAGUAGAGGAUACUAAAGAUAUCGAUGAGAUUGAAUCUUCUCCUAGUUCUGAAACUCCUAUUGAAAUGGAGGAGUCUGAAAGAACAGAAAAACCUGUGACAAAGAGGCCUCAAAACCCAUCAGAGUUUGCAAAGCAGACCAAGUAUAAAUCAAUGCCUCUGCCGCUUCGCAACAGGGGUAAGAGAAAGAGGCAGACAUGGAUGUGGGCCCUUCUCUCACUGCUUGUUGUUAUCGCCUUGUUUUUUGUGGGGAACAGCGGCUUCUUUCAUGUUGUGCUGCAAAGGUCUGGCAUCUAAAUACACACAUAUUCAUUAGAUAAUCACAGAGAGGUUUCCUAUAGAUAUUUAAUUAAGCAAUUCUUUGUACUCUUCCGGUGUUUCCUUCCGUCCGAGUUUGCUUUAUUUACUCUCUGGGUUUUACUUCCACACAACCCAUUGACAGUUGGUUUUUUUCUGUUAUAUGCCAACAUUAACAUAAAUCAUCUGCUAUUGAGUUUAUUUAUUUAGUUUGAUACAAAAUAAUAAGCACAGUAUUUGUGAA
Molecule: messenger RNA, 3442 nt
Organism: Populus trichocarpa (black cottonwood)
Lineage: Eukaryota; Viridiplantae; Streptophyta; Magnoliopsida; Malpighiales; Salicaceae
Product: stress response protein NST1
Exons: 4
Coding region: 265-3198 (977 amino acids)
Source: RefSeq, a predicted model, not a curated record